Messenger RNA from Punctularia strigosozonata HHB-11173 SS5, 1233 nucleotides. Its product is annotated as chitinase. Gene Ontology annotation, molecular function: chitin binding; chitinase activity. The record is from RefSeq and is a predicted model, not a curated record. Gene Ontology annotation, cellular component: extracellular region. The coding region runs from base 1 to 1233 and encodes 410 amino acids. Lineage: Eukaryota; Fungi; Basidiomycota; Agaricomycetes; Corticiales; Punctulariaceae. The transcript has 5 exons. Gene Ontology annotation, biological process: carbohydrate metabolic process; chitin catabolic process.
AUGCAACUCCUCGCAGCCCUUUCGCUCCUUUCACUGUCCGUGAUAUCAGCUGGCGCGUCCAAGCCGACCGUCUCGGCAGCUUGGUACGCCGGCUGGCAUUCGGACGAUUUUCCUCUCUCGUCCGUGAGCUGGAACAAGUACACCCACCUCACAUACUCCUUUGCCGAGACCACGCCCGAUGUUUCCAAGAUAACGCUCAAGGGAUCGGAUCCCAAGUUGCUCCCGACCUUCGUCUCCACGGCCCGCAAGCAUGGCGUCAAAGCGCUUGUCUCCGUCGGCGGAUGGACAGGCUCACGAUGGUACUCCUCCAACGUCGGCAGUGCGAAAAACAGGACCGCCUUCGUCAAGACCAUCGUCGACUUUGCCGAGAAAUAUGACCUUGACGGCAUCGACUUCGACUGGGAAUACCCCGGCACACAAGGUAUCGGCUGCAACACUAUCAGCAAGCACGAUACCGCACACUUCCUGAGCUUCCUCCAAGAGCUACGUGCUGACCCGAAGGGCUCAAAGCUCUUCCUCACCGCCGCAACCUCGCUCUCGCCGUGGGCCGACGCCUCUGGCGACCCCUCGGCCUCCGUCGCCGGCUUCGCCUCCGUGCUUGACUACCUCGCCAUCAUGAACUACGACGUAUGGGGCCCUUGGGCGGACACCGUCGGCCCGAACGCUCCCCUGCGCGACACCUGCGCCCCUGACGAGGCGCAAAUCGGCUCCGCCGAAGACGCGGUGAUAGCGUGGCACGCGGCAGGCAUCCCCAAGAACCAAAUCAUCGUCGGCGUGCCCGGCUACGGCCACUCGUAUCGGGUCAAACCCUCGGAUGCGUUCGUCAACGGCACCCGCGGCUCGGGCAGCGUACUGGCCCUCUAUCCGCCGUUCAACGCUUCGGACAUUCCCAUCGGUGACAAAUGGGACGACGCCGCGGGCAAUGACGAGUGCGGCAACUUCGAGAGCCAGGGCGGUCUCUUCGAUUUCUGGGGCCUGGUGCAGGCCGGUUUCCUCACCUCUCAAGGCAAUCCGGCACCAGGAAUUUCGUACCGCUACGACACGUGCACGCAGACGCCCUAUGUCUACAAUGCGACCUCCGAGGUGAUGGUAUCCUUCGAUAAUGCCCAAUCGUUUGCACAGAAGGGCAAGUUUAUAAAAUCAUCGGGACUGGCAGGUUUCGCGAUGUGGGAAGCCGGAGGCGAUUUCCACGAUAUCCUGUUGGACUCGAUUCGUGGCGCGGCAGGGCUGUGA